AACAAAGAGGAGAGGGGAGCGAAACAUACAAAGGGAUUCGAGCGAGCUAGGGAGCUAAUCGUCCAAAGCUUUGACCUAACCCUAGUAUCGGGGGCUCUGUGCCGUCGGAGCAGCCUCUUUGAUCAGAAGCGAGUUCAUACUAGCUCACUUGAGUCUGUUUCUUUCUGUGUUUUGCAGAAAUAAAUAAAGAGUGAUGAAGAAAACUAGGGAACAUAGCCUACACCAUAUAGUCGAUGAUAUCGGUGCUGCAUUUGGAAUGGGAGCUAUCGGAGGUUCCGUGGUCCACUUCAUAAAAGGAACACAAAGUUCCCCGAAAGGCCGUCGUUUCGUUGGGGGAGCACAAGCUGUGAGCAUGAAUGCUCCUCGUAUAGGAGGUAGUUUUGCUGUGUUCGGAGGCCUUUUCUCUGCGUUUGACUACACGAUGGUGUACAUUAGGAAGAAGGAAGAUCCGUGGAACUCUAUCGUAGCAGGUGCUGCUACAGGAGGGUUUCUGUCAAUGCGACAAGGGCUUGCUGCUGCUUCAAGAUCAGCUCUUAUGGGAGGGCUCUUGCUUGCUUUGAUCAAAGGGGUCCAUUAAUGUUAAAACAAGAUUAGCUUAUUGGAUUGUGUUUAUUGAGCUUUCUCUGCUCAAUCUUGGAACCUAUUUACUCUUUUGUUUAAAUCAUUCUACAGUAAUUCAUGUA
Brassica oleracea var. oleracea is the source of this 683-nucleotide messenger RNA. Its product is annotated as mitochondrial import inner membrane translocase subunit TIM17-2. Gene Ontology annotation, cellular component: mitochondrial inner membrane; TIM23 mitochondrial import inner membrane translocase complex. Gene Ontology annotation, biological process: protein import into mitochondrial matrix. Gene Ontology annotation, molecular function: transmembrane protein transporter activity. NCBI's taxonomy places the organism in Eukaryota, Viridiplantae, Streptophyta, Magnoliopsida, Brassicales, Brassicaceae. The transcript has 2 exons. The record is from RefSeq and is a predicted model, not a curated record. The coding region runs from base 194 to 577 and encodes 127 amino acids.